UUGAUAUAAAAAUCAUUCGCCAGCUUUCUGAAAAGUUCUCCUGAGCCCGUGUAGUCUGCGAAACUACCUCACAAACUUCAGACGACAAUUGUAUUUCCUCGCGGGCAGUUUGGUCAGUAACUCCUUUUCAGUGGGUGCCAUGGCGUCCGUAGAGCAGCUGACGCUUUUGAAAGCUUUCACUGAGUUGUUGAAGAAUACACCAGACCUCUUGCACAAACCUGAGUUGAGUUUCUUCAGGGAAUACUUAGAAAGCUUAGGGGCUACUAUUCCUGCGGAAUCAUCUGAUGAACCAGCUGCAGAGGAGCAGAAAGAAACACCACCAAAGCCUGCACCAACCAAGAGUGCUCCGCCACCAAAGGUGCAGAAAAGAAGAAGAGAGGAUUCUUCAGCUGAGAGUGACAUCGAGGAGCCAGAAGAGUUAGUAAUUGAGAAAGAUGACGAGUGUGUGGAAGCAGAUGAGGACGAGCCCCAGUCGAUGGGUAAUCCAGAUAUUGAGGUGACAGAUGAAAUGCGAGAUGCUGCACAAGAGGCCAGGAGUCAAGCUAUGGCCGCCAUGUCCAAUGGUGAAUUCUCUGAAGCCAUUGAGCACUUCACUGCUGCCAUUGAGAAGAACCCCCAGUCAGCACCUCUAUUUGCCAAGCGUGGCCAAGCUUACGUCAAGCUGAGAAAGCCCAACGCUGCUAUCCGGGACACCACUCGUGCCAUUCAGCUGAAUCCUGACUCAGCACAGCCGUACAAGUGGAGAGGUAUUGCUUACCGGAAACUUGGUGAAUGGUUGAAAGCAGUUCAAGACUUGGAUAUGUCUAAUAAGCUUGACUUUGAUGAGGAUGUUUACAUCAUGGCCAAAGAGCUGCGCCCAAAGGUACUGAAGAUCCAAGAGCGUCAACGUGAAAUUUCCCGUAUCCGCGAGGAGAAGGAAAGGAAAGCACGCAUCCGCCGUGUGAAGAAGGCACAAGCAGCACAGGAGAAGGCACGCAAGGAGGAAGAGGAACGUGCUGGUCGAUUUUCAGGUGCCGGUGGCUUUCCAGGUGGUUUUCCUGGAGGCUUUCCAGGUGGCUUCCCUGGUGCAGGCGGUUUCCCCGGUGCUGGAGGCUUCCCUGGAGCUGGAGGUUUUCCUGGUGCUGGAGGCUUCCCUGGAGCUGGGGCUGGAGGCUUCCCUGGAGCUGGGGCUGGGGGCUUCCCUGGUGCUGGUGCUGGGGGCUUCCCUGGUGCAGGGGCUGGCGAACCAGACCUCUCUGCUCUAUUUAGCGAUCCCGAAAUCAUGGCAGCAUUCCAGGAUCCUGAAGUAAUGGCUGCUUUUCAAGCUGUGAGCCAAGACCCAAGUAAGAUUUCCAUGUAUGAGGGUAACCCAAAGGUCAAGCGUGUCAUUGAGAAGCUAAGGACGAAGUUUGGCGGUGCAAUGCCCGGAGGAAUGCCUGGUGGAAUGCCACCUACUGGAGAAGAACCCAUGGAUGAUGAUGGCCCAACAACAGAUGCCAGCAGUGAGCCGAAUACUGCUCAAAUGCCGGCGUCUAAUGAUGAUCUGGACUGAGUUAACUUAGUGAGUACAUGUAUAUUGGAGCUAUCCUUAGCUCUGUGUUGGUGUUGUUUAUGCAACACACUCUGGAGGUUGCUGCUCUAUACUCUGCGCCGCAAAAUCUUCUCAUCAUUUCUUCUGCCCUGUGCACUGUGGUAGUACAUGCCGAUGUGCAGCAGCUUCUCCUGAGAGCACUGCCACCACUGCCGCACUGUCAAGCCAAGCGGAUUUGGCCUUUGUGGCUCUACUCAAGGUUGUUUUUACCCUUUCACUAUUCUCCAUACAGUAGUAGCUCACCCCUGCUGCUGCUGCUUCUGCUGCUGCUUCUGCUGCUGCUGAAUUUUCUACUCAGCUUUAUGUUGCUUCGUUUCAACUUGUUUUCUGCUUGAUAUUUUUUGAUACCGUGACAUUUUGUUCGGUAGCAGAACUGCUAUUUCUCUUCUUUUCAGAUUCCUAUUGUACACCGUUACGAACAGAAAAGACACAUGAAGCUGGCUUUCGAAA
Sycon ciliatum is the source of this 2020-nucleotide messenger RNA. RefSeq lists its product as uncharacterized. Lineage: Eukaryota; Metazoa; Porifera; Calcarea; Leucosolenida; Sycettidae. Bases 140 to 1531 code for a protein of 463 amino acids. The transcript is spliced from 12 exons. Gene Ontology annotation, molecular function: protein dimerization activity; Hsp70 protein binding. The record is from RefSeq and is a predicted model, not a curated record.